ACCACUAUCACCUUCACCACCUUCACCAUGCCAGUCGACAUCAAGGCACUUGCAGAGAAGAUCAACGACGAACGCAUCGAGGCCAAGACUACCCAGGACGAUCUGCGUGAACAGAUCCGCCGCGUCAAGGCCGAAGCGGAAGAAUCUCGCCUCGCUGCUGCUCGCUCCCGUCUCGCAAAAAUUGAGCAGGAUAAGAAAGUUUCCGAGCUCGAAGCAGAGAUUCUCCUCUGGAAGCACAAGUACAACGUACUCGAACAGGCCUUGAAGGACUCGAAGAAAGAAAAAGAGGAAAAACAGAAGCAGUGGGAUGCUCUCGCAGUCGAAGUGCAGAGAGAGUUGGUCGGUGCGCGGGAGAAAUAUGAGGAGGCUGCCAAGUUCGGUCUUGCAAGGCUUACUGAAGCGGAGGAUAUCCUGCGCACUAGGGAGCUUGGCAUAUCGGAUCCGAUCACUCUCCUAGUGAAGCGUUCUGAUCAGGAGCGUGAAGAAGCAGCACAAUCCGCUCAGCUUGCUGAGGCUGCCGCACCGCUCCUAGCCCUUGCCGUCGUUCCACCUGUGGAACAACCUGCCGCGCCUGCUCCUGCUCCUACAACCGAGUCUGCUCCUGCGGCUGCCCCACCCUCCUGCGAGCGCUGUGCUCGCCGUGCGGCGAAAAAGGCAAUGAACCCCGGAAAGUAUUCGACCUCCGAGGAGAGGGCCUUCUCUCAACAAAGGUCGGACUAUUCCCUGACUAGCGCUCAUCAUCGGACCUUUCUUGCUGAGCCCCACGGGCACGAACGUGGGGACCGCGACCGAGCUGAGAGGAGGCGCUCUUCAAGGCGCUUGACCGAAAUCACCGCAGUUGAUCCUCGUGACAUUCAGCCUGUUGUCGUUACCGACCUGUACUACAGCAAGGGGCUGAUACCGUCUCCGAACUCUCCGCGCCAGUACUAUGUCAAGAACCAUCUGCGACAGAGGAGCGUCAGCUCAAAGUCCAGCCGCAAAUCACCCCCAGUCAGUUACCGGAGGGCAAUCUCGUCGAUGUCGGGGAGCGUCUUUUCGAUCCAAUACGCUUACGGAUACCGGCGUCGACCGUUGACCGACGAUUUCUACGCUCUUAUGAUCCCCGUGUUGUCACCAACUGCCAUCCGCUCGUUUGUUCGCGUUUCAUCUUUUUCAUUUCAAGGUUGCACUUCGGCAAGUCUGUUCAUUUCGGCUGUUCAUAUCGGCUAUUCCCAUCGCACAAUUGUUACCCUUUGAAUAGUUCCUUCCUGUAUCAAAUCGGCUCAAGGACACUUCCCAUUCGCAGUAGAUUUCUCCAUUCAUUGUAUUUUACCUAUCGAGGCUAGCUAUAUGCGCCGCAUUUGCAACUCCUUCUCUGGGUUUUUCAUGCAUAUUGUCAUUCGCAAGCUUUUCUCGCUGUCAAUUGAAUCGUCC
Dacryopinax primogenitus is the source of this 1413-nucleotide messenger RNA. RefSeq lists its product as uncharacterized. The coding region runs from base 28 to 1236 and encodes 402 amino acids. Lineage: Eukaryota; Fungi; Basidiomycota; Dacrymycetes; Dacrymycetales; Dacrymycetaceae. The record is from RefSeq and is a predicted model, not a curated record. The transcript is spliced from 3 exons.